Messenger RNA from Cyphomyrmex costatus, 860 nucleotides. RefSeq names its product maf-like protein CPR_2112. The coding region runs from base 109 to 726 and encodes 205 amino acids. The transcript has 4 exons. The record is from RefSeq and is a predicted model, not a curated record. Lineage: Eukaryota; Metazoa; Arthropoda; Insecta; Hymenoptera; Formicidae. Gene Ontology annotation, molecular function: nucleoside triphosphate diphosphatase activity.
CUCACCACGUGUGUUGCGAUCAGAUGUUUCGCGAGGUGUUUUUUUUGCGUUGUAGCAGGUGUCAUUAACAAUAAUCACUGAACUUUCGUGUCGCACACGUCGCGCAGGAUGUUGGAAUCGACUGUCCAAGUCCUGGCAAGCGGUAGGACGAUCUUGGCCAGCGGUUCCCCGAGACGGCAAGACAUAAUGAGACACUUGCGCAUAAACGCAGAAGUGGUGCCGUCCCUCUAUGAUGAAAAGCUUGACAGGUCCAAGUAUAAAGGACAUGGGGAAUAUGUUCAGGACAUAGCCAAGUACAAGGUACACGAAGUGUAUGAGCGCCUAAAAGGGGAUCUGGUGCCACCGUCUCUGAUAAUAGGAGGAGACACCAUGGUGACAAUGGGCGACGUCAUUUAUGGAAAGCCUCGUAGCGAAGUGGAAGCUUUUCAGAUGUUGUCCAGCUUAGCGAAUAAACAACACAUUGUCUACACUGGCGUGUGUCUGAAAACACCAAAGAGCGAACUCCAGUUUUAUGAGGCUGCCAAAGUAAAGUUUGGAGAUAUAUCGGAGAAACAAAUCAGAGAGUAUAUUAAAACUGGUGAGCCUAUGGAUAAAGCAGGAGGCUACGGUCUUCAGGGUAUAGGGGGUUGCCUGAUCGAAAAAAUAGAUGGUGAUUAUUACACCAUAACGGGCCUGCCGCUGUAUUCGUUGGCCAAGCAACUGAACCAAAUGUUCUCCAACGUGUAGUUAGUUGAAUAUCGCGCUGUGCCCAUCAGUACCUGAACUAUUGUACCGUCGUCUCUACGUGAAUAAAUUUUAUUACGCUAAAAGCCUCAUAAAUUUAUGAAUUUCCCUAUUUGUGUAUUUAAUAGUCCGAACGU